GACAUGUGGUUUUUAUAAAAUACAGUGAACUCAUUUUGCUAGUGUUUACAUACAAUACACGUUUUACAAUUUAAUUUCGGUUUUACAUGGAAAACUCGCUGAAAAGACAGGCGGCCUUUAAAUUAGAAAACGUCCAAUUAAGUUUUAACGUAGACGUCUGAAACGAGUCGGAAAUAGUUUCACUCAUAAUUUAUCACUCUCACUCCGAUUAAAUUGUAUGAAUGAAAAGAGAAAAGCUGAUGCAAUCCCUCAACAUACUUGCGACUUUUUAAGCAGACAAACCACAAAUCGCCGGUGAUAAUUUAGUACCACGGCAAGUGUUUGAAAUGCCCAGUACUACUACGGCAGACAACAGCAAAGAUGUGCAAAAUUGUGAUAGUUCCAGUCAGGGUUCUGGUGUUAAACUUAAGAAACGCAUUGGCCUCUUGGAUGGAGUGGCCAUUAUAGUUGGUGUCAUUGUUGGUGCUGGUAUUUUUGUCAGUCCCAAAGGUGUUUUAAUAUACUCCGGCUCAAUUGGCCAGUCGCUCAUAGUAUGGGUGCUCUGCGGCAUACUGAGUAUGGUGGGAGCAUUAUGUUAUGCCGAAUUAGGUACCAUGAUUCCCAAAUCUGGCGGAGAUUAUGCAUAUAUAGGAACAGCAUUUGGUCCACUGCCUGCAUUUUUAUAUCUGUGGGUAGCCUUGUUAGUUUUAGUACCAACUGGAAAUGCUAUUACUGCAUUAACGUUCGCUCAAUAUCUCCUACAACCAUUUUGGCCAUCUUGUGAGGCUCCUGCCGUAGCCAUACAGCUGCUGGCGGCUGUUAUAACAUGUAUUCUGACUGUUAUAAAUUGCUAUAAUGUCAAGUGGGUAACUCGGGUUACGGACAUUUUCACUGGCACCAAGAUUUUUGCCUUACUAGUGAUUGUGGCAGCAGGAGCUUGGUAUUUAUUUGCUGGCAACACAGAAAACUGGAACGAACCUAUGAAGGGCACUCUAACCCAACCGGGACUAAUAGCACUGGCCUUUUAUAAUGGUCUGUUUUCGUACUCGGGCUGGAAUUAUUUGAAUUUCGUAACAGAAGAACUAAAAGAUCCCUAUAAGAAUUUACCAAAAGCCAUUUGUAUAUCAAUGCCGGUUGUAACAGUAAUUUAUGUGGUGGCAAACAUUGCUUACUUUUCUGUGUUAACUCCUGAAGAGAUGUUGUCAUCCAAUGCUGUGGCCGUAACAUUUGGCGACAAAAUGUUGGGUUUUAUGGCCUGGUUGAUGCCGUUCUUUGUGGCCUGUUCUACUUUUGGUUCAUUGAAUGGUGCAAUUUUUGCAUCAUCACGUCUUUUCUUCGUUGGUGCUCGUAAUGGCCAUUUGCCGGCGGCUAUUUCAUUGAUAAAUAUAAAUUGUUUAACACCAGUGCCUUCACUAAUAUUUCUGUGUGUCCUAACUUUAAUUCUACUGUUCAUAAAAGACGUUUAUGCUCUCAUCAACUACGUAAGCUAUGUGGAAGCUCUAUUCACUUUAAUAUCCGUUUCCGGUUUACUGUGGCUACGUUAUAAACAACCCAAAACCGAAAGACCUAUACGUGUAAAUCUUGCAUUACCGAUUGUCUUCUUAAUCAUCUGCCUCUUCCUUGUGAUCUCAUCGUUCUUCCAGUCACCACUUGAAGUUGGUAUCGGCACUGCUAUUAUUUUAUCUGGCAUUCCAGUCUAUUACAUGACAAUACAUCGACCGGUUGGAUGGCUCACAAAUAUGUCACAAGCCAUUAAUAUGUGGUGUUCAAAAUUCUUUAUUUGUAUGCCAAAUCAAGAAAAGUUUGAUUAAGUUUUUUUUUAUUGCUUUAGAGAUUAAAUUAUUAUUAGUAAUGAAAACAUAAAAGACUAAUUCAAAUUAAUAUACAGCAUUAAAUGUACAAACAUACAUCUCCAAGUAUGUUUGUAUUUGUUGUAUCUUUAAUACAUAAUGUACAUGUAGAAUGUAUACAAUACCUAGAUAUUUACUGUAAAAUAAAAAUACUGAAGGGAAAUUAUUAGAAAUUGCGUGCCUUUUGCCUCGCAACAAACAAACCAUUUUUCAUAUAGACAGUGUUGUGUAAAACAAAAGUCUCAGAAUAUAUAUGCGCUCUACACUAUGUUGUACUUUGAAUUAUUAAAGAGAACUGUUCAUAAAUAUCGUUAUUGAAACAACCUUUCUUUACACACAUUUUUAUUUGUUAAUUUUGUUUUACUCAACGCUGUCCAAUGUAUGUAUUUCGUAUAUCAUAGAAAAUAAGAUUUACUUUUUUGGUUUACUUGAAAAUAUUCUAGCUCGAAUGAAUUCUUUACAUUUUAUUUUAAAUAUUUUGUAAUUAUUCUUUCAUUACAAUUUCUUAUUGUUUUUCCUAUUGAAAAACUUCAAUCUUAUCAUGCACAAAAAGACAUUUUUUUAUUGUAGAAUAUAAUUUAACGUACAGAAUGUACUUUAUGUACAGUGGCGAGUAAAAGUGUAACAUGGUACAGUGGGCCCUAGUUCAGAAUAAUAAUUUAGUUUCGACGAAAAAAUGGAUCCGGAAUAUAUAUGCAAUAUAUUGAAUAUAGAACGUAUGUAUGUUUAAAUUGUUCCAAAUGGUGGAGUAGUUCUUGAGUUUAUCGAUUACGAAUAAACAUUCCUCUGUUAUAAAUAUAUAUUGAUUAUAUUAGGAUAGAACCACUACUAAAUUGACAUACUUUAUUUUAAAUUCCCUUCAUAUUUAGAAAUAUUGAGCUUCAUAACUGAACAUUAUAUACCACGUUACACUUUUGCUCGCCACUGUACAUAUCCAAUUUACAUACAUGCAUAUUAUUUAAUAUUUGUAUUAGUAAUUAUGUAAUUUAUUUAUAAUACUUAAGCAUAAGUAUAGUACAUAUAUUAUGUAAAGAAAACAAUUAAAAUAAUUAUAAAGAAAAUGUAUUCUAAAAGAAUUAAGUUGUAUAACUCGAAAUAAAAUUUUUUUGAAUUAAUUAUGUA
This is a messenger RNA of Calliphora vicina (urban bluebottle blowfly), 2951 nucleotides long. It is a transcript of the gene mnd, whose product is annotated as minidiscs. Gene Ontology annotation, cellular component: membrane. Lineage: Eukaryota; Metazoa; Arthropoda; Insecta; Diptera; Calliphoridae. The transcript has 5 exons. The record is from RefSeq and is a predicted model, not a curated record. Gene Ontology annotation, molecular function: L-amino acid transmembrane transporter activity. Bases 327 to 1790 code for a protein of 487 amino acids. Gene Ontology annotation, biological process: amino acid transmembrane transport.